AUUUAUUUUUGUUAUAAAAUUGUAAUUAUUUCAAAGAGUAAUAAUUUAUUUAAAAUUGUGCAGUGUAUCUGCCGUAUUUGGAAUAGUUUAUUUCAAAGAUUAUAACGUUUCGUAGGAAGCAAACAUAGAUUUUGCUUUGUAUGAAAAUAUAAGCAUUUUUUCAGUCGAUCCCCUAUUCAAUUUCCCACACCGGCCAAGGAGAAGAAUUCCUUAGCACUAUUACUGUAUAAAUAAACCUUCUCCUAUUCGAAUGCCUAUACGAAGUACUAGUCAUACUUAUGCCUGCCUUGGCUGUGUUCUUUACGCAUGUUAGAACAAUUGUUAUUUUGUUAUAACUAUAUUAAUAAUACUAUUUUUUGGGUUUUCAAUUUCUUUGGGCCUGUCCUGAAUACUACUACAAAAAAAAAUUGGGUCCUUUCAAUUUUUUGGGCCCUGUGUGGUUGGACAGCCUACACAAUGUCUGGGCCGGCCUUGGUCUUACCCCUGUACUAAAGCACAGCGAGUCUGCUUCUGAAUGACUCAUUGCUGACUGCCGUUUCAUAACAAAGAAGCGCAAACAGUUCAAUAAGCUAUUUUGCUUUAUUCCAUCGUACUCUCAAGCCAACACAAAAAAUAGUAAGUCUUUAGCUUCAUCGCAAAUGAUGAAAAAACUAACACACAUUAAAGAUAUCCUUUCAAAAAAAAUAUACAUUAAAUAUAUUGGAACUAUGAGGAUUGAGGUAGGAGUGGACUCGGGCCGGUUCGGGCCCGGCCGGGCCUCGGUUCAAGAAGGGGAGGCCCGGAACCGGCCCGGGUAACCCCCGGGUCCGGGCCGGGCCUCGGGUAUAUUUUUUUUUUUGGGCUUUUCCUAGUUAACCCCCACCCCUCCCCCUCACCCCAAACCAACCCUAACCACCUCAAAUGGCCCAAAAUAACCAGCCCAACCCAAAAACUCAAAAAAAAUCAAAAAAAAAAAUUAAAAUUGGCCCGGCCCGGGCCCGAACCGGCCGGACCGGUUCACCUUUUGAAGGGCCCGAGCCCGAACCGAGAAUCCACCGGGCCGGGUGGCCCGAACCGCCCAACGAACCGGUUCCCGGGCCGGUCCGGGCCCGCACAGUGGCGGGCCGGUCCGGUUCCGGGCCGGUUGGCCCGGCCCGAGUCCACCCCUAGAUUGAGGUUGAUACGGAAACCCGUGAACAGGUAUGAAAUUCACCCAUACAAGUAUUACUAAUUUGGUAUUGGACAAAUCUAAUGAAGUUGGAAUUAGAUGAAUAAUAGAGAUAGUACUAUAGUAGCCCUAAAUAGGACUAAAUUAAUCUCUAAAUGCCCAAAUAAGAAUAUGUCAUUUAUCUUCCCAAAAUAGGACUAAAGUAUGUUCUAUCUUCUUAUUGUACACUUACCAUAACUUAAAAGGUAAUCAUAUUUUAAGUUUUAAUAAAAAAUAUUUUAACUUGUAAAAAAGCGUAAUAAAAGAAAAAAUAUGGAGGCCUUUCGCGCGGCCUCGGACGCCGCCCAACAAUGUCAUGAAGAUGGCAUUUUUAGUCUUUGAAAAUAUCAAAAUUUUCUCGAAAAACUGAUCACAUCAAGAUGACAUUUCUGACCCAUGUUGGCAUUUUUUUCGGGUGGUCGGAGCUAGUGGUGUUGGGAGGUUGUUGAGGCGGCAGUAGAGGCCUGCAUAUUUUUUUUAUAUUUUUUACGUUUUAUUUUUUACUUUAGUUUUUUUUAUAUAAUUUUGAAUUUAUCUAAUUUUUUAUUUUUAUUAAUUUAUUUAAUAUUUAUUUUUUGUGUUUUAUUUUGUUCGUUUUUAUUAUAAGUAAAUUUAUAUUAUAAAUGAAAUAUGAAUUGUAUUUAAACAAAGCAAGGGUAGAAUUGAAAAGCUAGUCUUAUUUAAGAAAUUUUGAAUUUAUAGUCCUAUUUUGGCAAAUAAAUUUUCAUUUAGUCUCAUUUGGGAAAUUCCUCCAUAAUAAUUAGACCAAGGUAGUAGAAAGAUGAUGGAAGAGUAUUCAAAAGUAUUUUAUAUACUCCGUAGCCAUAUUGGAUAUUCCUUGAGAAUUUAGAUCCAUAGAAAAAUAUGGAACAACAAAUGGUCGUAAACUUGUAUUCCGUAUAUUUUUAACGUAAAUUACGUAAAGUCGCAUAACCAUACAACUAUAAGUGACAAUCUUCAAUAUCUCCUCUUUGGAUUCGCCAUACGUUUCCCCAUCCUACAUUUCCACUAUAAAAGGGAAGGCAAAGAAAACUCCAACUCUUCUCAGAUCAAAACACAUUCUAUAAUAAUAGCUAGGAUGGAAACCAAGAAAGUCCAUCUCGCUCUCCUCCUCCUCCUCUCCAACGUGGCUCUCUCCCUGGUGGUGGAUGCCUCCACUUACAUGGACGCCAUGUCAUUCCCCGCCUCAAGCGGUGGCGGCCUCAUCGAGGACGGUGAGGAGAUGCUGAUGGAGUCGGAGUCUUCAAGGAGGGUUCUGUCACAGAGCAGAUACAUAUCUUACGUCGCCAUGAAUAAGGACAGCAUUCCUUGCAACCGCCGCGGCCCUUCCUACUACAACUGCCAAAAGCACGCUCCCGUCCGCCCAUACACCCGUGGAUGCAGCAAGUUCACCCGAUGCGGUGGACGAUACAAUUAAUUAUUGCAUGUUAUGUUUACCAUCAAAUGAUCUCUACACAUAUACGCAAGAUUGAAAGUAAAUGAUUUCAAUACAUUAUUCCCAACAUUGUGUUCUUUAAACGUUAUUUAAUUUCUGUCGUGUUUUUGUAUUCCAUGUUCGAUCAAUAUGAUUUGGAUCUAAAAUCCUCUUUCGAUAUGUUAUCUUUGCCAUGAUAAUAUUGUGGCAUUAUUACGUUAAUAUUACAAUGUCA
Messenger RNA from Cuscuta europaea, 2835 nucleotides. The record is from the annotation of a GenBank genome assembly. NCBI's taxonomy places the organism in Eukaryota, Viridiplantae, Streptophyta, Magnoliopsida, Solanales, Convolvulaceae.